AUGUCGUCUGCCGGGGAUUCCAGUCUACCUGAAACAAAUGGUAUAGACCUCCUCAUCCAAUGGAAGAAGGAUGGAUCCAGGCACUACGUUGAUUCGAGAGAUGUUUGGUUCUUUAAGAAGAAUCCAUUAAGGAAAGGGACCAACGUGAAGAUGAAAGAUGAACGUGGGCGUUGGUGGGCAGGGAAGGUACUUCAAGUGAUUCAUCGUACCUCAUCAGACGAUGCUGAUAGUGUCAACACAGUUCCCUCCUUUGCCUCAGUGCAAAAUGAUGUCAUGGAUCCCGAUGAUAUGCCUCUAAAGCACCUAGUCCAUAAUGGGGAUGCUGAUUGGGACAACAUGGAUGCCUCCUUUGCCUCAGUGCAAAAUGAUGUCAGUGAUCCUGAUGAUGAUAUCCCGCUUAAGCACCUAGUACAUAAUGGUUCCUACAGCAAGAUGAGUAAGCAGCCAAGCAAACGUGUGGCAGAUAGUGCCAUGUCCCUGAAGCAUGUGCCUGCUAAGAAGUCUUCCAAAGAUAUGAGCACUGAUUACACAAAAUGCAUCAUAUGCCAACAAGAGUCUUUGAUGAGUCUAUACUUCAUCCAGUUAACAACAUAUUCAAAGCUUAUACAAGCCAUGUUCGCUCGACAAGAUGAAGUGUUUAACAGAAUUCACACCGAGUCAGCAUCAGAAACCUGGUUGGAGGAAAAUGCACCAAGGUGGCAUGCAAAAUGUCGUAACUGGUACAUACAUGAGAAAGGCUACCAGUGUGCUGAAAAGAAACGUCUUGCUGAUAACCCGAGUACAGAAGGUGAGUCUCAUGCAGGAUGCAGCUCAUCGCAGUCAAAGCAACCUGUCAAGUUAACCCGUCAGAACACUGAGAGUUUUGAAGCAAAGAAGACAUGUAUAAUUUGCGAUAAGAAGUGGAAGUUGAAGGGAAAGGGGCCAGUGUGUAAGGUAUCAACAAAGAGCAGUCAAAUGUCGAUUGAGGAGAGGGCAAGGAAGCUGGGCAGAGAUGACAUAUUACAGAGGCUGAUUGGGCAGGGACAUGAUAUGAUUGCCAAUGAUAUAACCUAUCAUUCAACAUGUAUGAACAAAUUCAAGGCUCUUCGCAUUCAUUCUGGUCAGCCAAAAUUAAACCCUUAUGAUGUUGCAUUCAGCCGACUAGUAGAUGAGCUGGAAGCUCCUCUUUUCCAUGAUCCGUCCGGAUUCCUCGUAGAAUCACUCCGCGAUAGGUACCGAGACAUUCUUAUGGAUCUUGGUGUCGAUAAAGGAAAUCAAUACCGGGCGACUGUCUUGAAACAGAAGUUACAGGAUCACUAUGGGUCACGUAUUUCAGUCCUCAAUCAAACAAAAGGUUCGGGAUUUAUAUGUGCUUCCACAGUACCACUUGGUGACGCACUGGAUAAACUGAGGCGCCUAGAAGGAGACGAAAAACACCAUACACUUCUGCAAGCAUCAAAGAUUCUUAGAGCAGAUUGUGAAAAGUGUAAGAAAGAGACUCGUGAGAAAAAUUCAACUGAGAUUUCCUUCACAUCUGCAUACAACAUGGUUCCAUACUCGCUUUUCAACUUCUCAGCAAUGCUGCUCAAAGACCAUGUACCAGAAUUGAGUGAAGGAGGUAAAGUUCAUGUAGACCAGGCAACAGCGGAAAAGGCUAUCAUCAUGUCACAGUAUGUCCUACAGCAUGUAUUUGGCAUACCCACACCUCUAGGAAUUUCCACUGCAUACUACAUAUUCAAUCAGACACGAAGCAAAUCACAAGUAGUGAUGAACAACCGAACUGGCUUGGGGAUCAGUUAUGAACGUCUUCAUCGGCAACUGACAGCACAGAGUGUGAAGGCCAUGCAGCAGGUUGAAACUGAUGGUGUUUACAUCCCAGAGACAAUGGCAAAAAACAGUGAAAUUCCCCAUGUGUUUGCCAUGGACAAUCUGGACUGGAAGAAGAAAACACUUGAAGGUGGAAGUUUCAAUGCUACUACUGCAAUCGUCAUUGAAAACCAGGAGUUGGAGAGGGCCCAGGAAGGCACUAGACUGCGUACUUCCACGUCAGACAGAAGAAAAACUCUCUUUGAUGUUGAAGACCCACCUCCUUCUACAUGCCAUAUCUCAGCUAGAGACAGGCAGACAUCUAGGUCACUUCAAUGCAUAGAGAAACUGGAGAGUCUGAUGACUUCUUCAGAUGGCCAGGCUGAGGAUGUUUUGCUUAUGUGGCGCCUCGGUAGAAUGAUUACUACUUCGCAACUGUUGGAUGCUCCUACAGAUUUAGGAGCAGGACUUCCAGGCUUUUCUGCGUUCUGUGCUGACCUCCACCCACAUAGACAGGCGAGCAUCAUUGGCUACCUUCCUCUGAUCCCAUCCUCUCCAACCAACCCUACUAUACUAAAGGAAAUGAUGAUUCGACUUGUCAAGACAUCACGUGCACUUGGCGACAAAUACACAAUUAUCACUGGAGAUCAGGCAACAUAUGAGCUCGCCGUAGCCAUCAGAGACAAGCAUCGUAAUGAGUUCAGCAAUGUGGUCUUACUGCUGGGUGGCUUUCAUCAAGCUCACAACUACAUGAAAGCAGUUUGCAAGAUCACCAGGGAGGCAGGUGCAGAAGAUCUUCUCGUUGCAGCUGGUCUAUGCCAGGAAGGGACUGCCAAGAAGAUGUUUGGUGAGAAAGCUGACUACUACCAGACCAUACAUGCCCUGAGAAUCCUAAGCGAAGCUAUGUGGCGCCUCUACUGGGAAGCAUUUGAGACAUGGGCAGCAGACAGAGCAACAGAUCACUGGCAGCCUCAGGUGGAAUCUGUCUUGAAGAUGCUCUUUGAAAAAGACAUCCCUGCCACUGAAAAGUUGCAAAUGCUUCGGAAUUCCCAUGAACAGUUAUCAGCCCUGCGGGAACAGAUGAUGCUUUUCCAAGAAUCAAUGGUUGAGCAGCCAACAGCAAUCCUAUGGUCCACCUUCCUGAUUAUGUCAGAUGUUCUCCAUAGAUUUAUCUACUACCAGCGAGAAGCUGACUGGGUAGGACACCUCUGUGAAUCAUAUCGAAUGCUACCUUACCUCACAGCAGCAGGGCAUUACAAAUAUGGGCAGCAGUCUCUCCCACUCUAUCUUGAUGAGAUGAAGAAACUUCCUGAAACAGCCCCUGAUGUACAUGAAGCACUUCUGGCGGGUGCAUUUGUUGGAAGGAGAGCAGACGGCAAGCACAAUUGUGUUUCUCCUGACAUGCUUCUUGAACAGACUUACAAUGCCGAUGCCAAGGAAGCUAGCGGUCUUGACGGAAUUACACUAAACCCUGCCGCACGGAUGAAAUGGGUUUACACUAAACCCAUCACUGCAUCUGUCUCUGCACAGUUGAAAUCAAUGCUACAUCUUCAUUCAACCAGCCCUCAUCAUGAAUCUGGUGCAUGUCGAGUAACAAGGGAUGCAGAGAUGGUCAUCAAGGUAAUGGCAGCAGUCGAGACGAAUCCAUUCAGUGCAACCACGACAUCCCUGAUAAAUGUGGCAACUGGGCAAUGUGCUGAUUGCAAAGUUAAGGACAACUUGACCAGUGUUAAACAAAUAGGCCUGGAUGCACUCUCUAAGUCACUGUCCAGUCUUCAGAAGAAGACAAGUAUUGUGAAGCUGAACACGUUCCACACACAAAACAAGAAACAAAAGAAGUCUGCGCCCCAAACAGCUAAAUCGGGGAAGAGUAAUGAAGUAACUGCUCUUCUGCGAAUGACACAGAUCGUUGCUAGUGGUGGAGAACUAGACAUUGUUGACUUCAUAGGGAACCACGAAUGCAAUGAAUACCCACCGUCUCUCUUUCAAGAUGAUGGCAGAAUGAGAAAAGGUACCAAAUCAAGCCUCGUGAAAACCCUGAAAGAGGUGACCAAAGUUACCAGCACGCCUGAUCUGCCCCAACAUGUCAGAAAGACAGCAGUAGUCAUUGAUGCCAUGUGUGCCAUCCGACAUUGGUCUUUCAACAAAGGCGAACGAUUUGGAACCAUUGCUGAACGAUACAAAUACCUGCUACUGAAUGAUGUGCCUGCUGGUACGGAGUUCAUACACUUCUGCUGUGACAGGUACAGCGGACCAAGCUUGAAGUCUGCUGAGCAAGAGCACAGGUAUGCCCGAUCUAAACCCGCCCGGGAAUAUGAAGUCAGUGACCAUUACACAGCUCCUGACCCACAGGAAUUCUUUGCAGUGGCUGCAAACAAGGCUAAUCUCCAAAACUAUCUAUGCGAGAAAUGGUGUGAGAAUAAGCAUCUGGAUGACAAUGUAGGCCCAACCCAUCUCUAUCUGGGCGGUGGAUUCACAGAAGAGACUAAGACUGUAUUGAUCACAAGAGAGUCUGUUAUGGAUGUUCCAGCUCUUGAAUCGACUCAGAAGGAGGCUGAUACAAGGGUAAUUCUGCACACCCUGUACAGUGUCCAAAAUGACAAAGUUGAAAGGGUAGUCAUCCAUGCCAAUGACACAGAUAUUAUUAUCACGUGUCUACACUAUGGAGCGACAUACCUGAAAGAUCUACCAGAACUAUGGAUAAGGACAGCCAAAGACUCAUACUUGCCGAUCCAUGAAAUGGUGGUAGCACUGGGAGCUUCACCGUGUCGUGCAAUGCCCUUCAUCCAUAGCCUGAGUGGCAGAGAUACAACAAGUUAUCCAUUCUUCACCGGCAAGAAGGCAUGGUUCAAGCGCAGCUUGAGUCUUGACAUACCCACGAUUGAACAGUUUGGUGAGAAUCCAGCUGACGUUGUAUCUGGAGACCUAAUCAAGGAGGCAAGGGCCAUCACGACUGCUGUUUACACCUCAGCAAGUGAUGACUUCAAUGAGUCUGAUCUAGGCAAAAUCAGGGCAUACAAGUUUUUGAACAACAGAUCUACUCUCCUAAGGCUCCUGCCCCCCACAGAGGACGCAUUUCUUCUACAUGUAAAGAGAGCUGCCCUUGCAACGAUGAUAGAUAAGACAGCACACAUUGCCAAGCCUCAAAUCCCUGCCUGGACAGAAUUUGGGUGGAAUCUGGAUGGUCAGCACGUGCUUCCUAUUCCAAGUACCCAUGAAGCCUGGCCCGUUUCGAUGAAGAAGGCUAUAUCAUGCGGAUGUACUAAAGGGUGCAAGAAGAACUGCUCAUGUGCCAAGACGGAAAUACCAUGCUACAUAGGGUGCCGUUGCCAAGGACUAUCAAGCAAAUGUAGCAGGGUGCAGGAGAUCGAAUUUGACAUCGGAGCAGCGAAUAUCAGUGACAGUAGCAGCGACUCAGACAGUGAUUUAAGAAAGAAAAACAGUGAUGUCGGAAAUGAAGAAUAGUCGCUUUAAAUGCAACUACGAUAUACCGGGCCAACUUGAAUGACCCUGGCCCUCUGGGACUUGAGAGUUAUGUCAUCCCAGAUUCAAGUCUGACAGCUUCCAGUGAGUAUAAUGCUGACCAUGGUGCAAAGAGAGGUCGUCU
This is a messenger RNA of Strongylocentrotus purpuratus (purple sea urchin), 5392 nucleotides long. RefSeq lists its product as uncharacterized. Bases 1 to 5250 code for a protein of 1749 amino acids. The transcript has 6 exons. Lineage: Eukaryota; Metazoa; Echinodermata; Echinoidea; Camarodonta; Strongylocentrotidae. The record is from RefSeq and is a predicted model, not a curated record.